Fusarium fujikuroi IMI 58289 is the source of this 2088-nucleotide messenger RNA. RefSeq names its product probable mitochondrial carrier protein ARALAR1. The record is from RefSeq and is a predicted model, not a curated record. Lineage: Eukaryota; Fungi; Ascomycota; Sordariomycetes; Hypocreales; Nectriaceae. Gene Ontology annotation, biological process: aspartate transmembrane transport; L-glutamate transmembrane transport; malate-aspartate shuttle. Gene Ontology annotation, molecular function: L-glutamate transmembrane transporter activity; calcium ion binding; L-aspartate transmembrane transporter activity. Bases 1 to 2088 code for a protein of 695 amino acids. The transcript has 3 exons.
AUGUCCAAGCUUGCUGUGGCCAAGGAGGCCGUCAAGGAGGCCGUCAUCGGCACACACGAACCUGAACAGCUUGCUGCCCACACCAAGGCGCGCUUCACCAAGCAUGCUAUCAAGGACCCUGAGACAGGCGAACUGUUCCUCGGGCCCGAUGAGUUUAUCAACGCUGUUGUGCCCGAGGGUGAGGAUUACCACAAGAUCUCCCGUGAUCAAUAUUCCAUUCUAUUCAGCGUCGCGGAUGUCAAUGGCAAGGGCAAAGUGAGUCUUGCUGACUGGGGUAUUUUCGAGCACCUCCUCAACAAGCCGGAUGCCGAGUAUCAGAUCGCUUUCCGCCUCUUUGACGUUGAGCGCACCGGCUCUGUCAAGUACGACGAUUUUCGCACGUUGUACGAGCUCAACAAGGGCCCCGACAACCUAACCUUCGACUGGGAGUCCGAUUGGGCCAAGAUUUACAUUGGCAACAAGAAGCACCGGCACCCUCUCGACUAUCCUCAGUUCUGCCAAAUGUUGCGCGGUCUCCAAGGCGAGCGCAUUCGGCAAGCCUUCCACCAGCUUGACAAGGACGGGGAUGGCUUCAUCAGUGGUGAGGAGUUUGAGCGCAUCAUUGUCGAGACUGCCCGCCACAAGCUGUCUGAGCAUAUUCUUGACAAUCUGCACACUCUCGUCAACCUCUCCAUUGGUUCCAAGAUUUCAUACGCCAAUGUGCGCGCUUUCCAGAACGUCAUCGGCGGGAUGGAUCUCGUUGAGCUCAUCUUGCGCCGUGCCAUUGACCAGAGCAAGGACGGCAAGAUCACUCGUCCUGAGUUCCUGAACGAGGCUGCCAAGCUCACACGCUUCUCCCUUUUCACGCCAAUGGAAGCUGACAUCCUUUUCCACUUUGCCGGUCUCGAUGAACCCUCUGGCCGCCUGGGACUCUCUGAUUUUGCUAAGGUCCUUGAUCCUUCGUGGCGGAACCCCAUCUACGACGCCGUCGAGGCUACAAAGGCCAAGGUUGCCGGUGGUGGUAUUCUGAUGGGUGUUCUGACCUCGGGUUACAAUUUUGCUCUGGGUAGUGUUGCUGGUGCCUUUGGUGCCUUCAUGGUGUACCCCAUUGAUUUGGUGAAGACGCGACUGCAGAACCAACGAGGCGCCCAGCCCGGUCAGCGCCUCUACAAGAACUCGAUUGAUUGUUUCCAAAAGGUCAUCCGUAAUGAGGGAUUCCGUGGUCUCUACUCGGGCGUGCUACCCCAGCUGGUUGGUGUUGCUCCAGAGAAGGCCAUCAAGCUGACCGUGAACGAUCUUGCCCGAAAGUACUUCACUGAUAAGAAUGGCAACAUUACAGUCUUGUCCGAGAUGAUUUCUGGUGGUUCUGCUGGUGCCUGCCAAGUUGUCUUUACCAACCCUCUCGAGAUUGUCAAGAUUCGACUCCAAGUUCAGGGCGAGGUCGCCAAGACCGUCGAAGGAACACCGAAGCGAUCGGCUAUGUGGAUCGUGCGCAAUCUGGGUCUCGUUGGAUUGUACAAGGGUGCUUCGGCGUGUCUGCUUCGUGACGUUCCCUUCUCGGCCAUCUACUUCCCUACUUACAGCCAUCUCAAGAAGGACUUCUUUGGCGAGUCUCCGACCAACAAGCUGGGUGUUUUGCAGCUACUGACUGCUGGUGCGAUCGCCGGUAUGCCCGCUGCCUACUUGACGACACCCUGUGAUGUGAUCAAGACCCGACUUCAGGUCGAAGCCCGCAAGGGCGAGGCCACAUAUAACGGUCUGCGACACGCAGCCAAGACAAUCUGGAAGGAGGAGGGCUUCACUGCCUUCUUCAAGGGUGGUCCCGCGCGUAUUUUCCGAUCUUCUCCUCAGUUCGGCUUCACCCUUGCUGCAUAUGAAGUUCUUCAGACUCUUCUACCCAUGCCUGGUACUCAGAAGGAAAAGAUUCCUACAGGAGUGUCAGAUGCUGUGUCGACGGUCAAGGGCAGCCUAGACACUAGUCCAUAUGGUCGCAGCCGCAACGCCCUUAAAGUGAUCCUCGAUCUUGAUGAGGACUUUGGCAAGGUUAAGCUUCCCAACGAGAAGGGCUGGCGAUCGCUGCCCAAGAUCAUGGGCGGUGGUGGUCAGUAG